Messenger RNA from Triticum turgidum subsp. durum (durum wheat), 1641 nucleotides. The record is from the annotation of a GenBank genome assembly. NCBI's taxonomy places the organism in Eukaryota, Viridiplantae, Streptophyta, Magnoliopsida, Poales, Poaceae.
AUGCCUCACCCCCCUCUCGCCGCCGCCGCCACCCUCCGCCGCCGCCUCCUCCUCUCCUCGCCGCUCGCCUGCUUCUCCUCCCCCCGCACCCGCCGCAUCUUCUCUCGCGCCAUGGAGUCCUCCUCCACCACCGCCGCCGCCGCGCAGCACGCAGGUGGCGUGGCGGAGCGGGAGUACGAGGAGGUGCUGGGCCGCCUCUCGUCGCUCAUCACGCAGAAGGUGCGCGCGGACACCGGCAACCGCGGCAACCAGUGGGACCUCAUGGGCCGCUACCUCCAGAUUCUGGAGCUGGAGGAGCCCAUCGCGCGGAUGAAGGUCGUCCAUGUCGCGGGCACCAAAGGGAAGGGUUCGACAUGCACAUUCACGGAGUCAAUCCUGCGAUCCUGUGGCUUCCGUACCGGGCUAUUCACCUCACCGCAUUUGAUGGAUGUCCGGGAGCGGUUCCGGCUAGAUGGGGUGGAUAUUUCCGAAGAGAAGUUUUUGAAGUACUUCUGGUGCUGCUGGAAUAAACUGAAGGAGAAGACUGAUGAUGAUAUUCCCAUGCCAGCGUAUUUCAGGUUCAUGGCCUUGCUCGCAUUCAAGAUAUUUUCUGCUGAGCAGGUAGAUGUAGCUCUUCUCGAGGUUGGUCUUGGAGGGAAGUUCGAUGCAACUAAUGUGGUUAAAUCUCCUGUAGUCUGUGGUAUAUCCUCUCUUGGGUAUGAUCAUAUGGAAAUUCUUGGAAAUACGCUUGGUGAAAUUGCUGGGGAGAAGGCAGGAAUUUUUAAGAAAGGAGUUCCAGCUUAUACUGCUCCACAGCCAGAAGAGGCAAUGGUUGCUCUCAAACGAAGAGCUUCAGAAUUGGGCAUUUCACUCCAAGUCGUUGAUCCUUUGAAGCCACAUCAGUUGAAAGAUCAACAUCUUGGACUGCAAGGUGAACACCAAUAUGAAAAUGCUGGCCUUGCAGUCGCACUCGCUAGUACAUGGCUUGAGAAGCAGGGACACGUGGACAGAAUGCCACUCAACCACACUGAUCCCUUACCAGAUCAGUUCAUUAGAGGGCUGUCAAGUGCUUCUUUGCAAGGCCGAGCGCAAAUUGUUCCAGAUUCACAAGUAAAUUCAGAAGAGAAGGACCAAGAUAGUUCUUUGGUAUUCUAUUUGGAUGGAGCACACAGCCCUGAAAGUAUGGAAAUAUGUGCGAAGUGGUUUUCCCAUGCUACCAAGGAGCAGUCUCAGACUUGCAGCAAAUCUCGGAAGAUUCUUCUAUUCAACUGCAUGUCUGUGAGAGAUCCUAUGAGAUUGCUUCCACAUCUCGUUGAUACUGCAACUCAAAAUGGGGUGCACUUUGAUCUGGCCCUAUUUGUGCCAAAUCAGUCACAACACAACAAACUUGGUUCUAAGGCAUCAGCACCUGCUGGCCCUGAGCAAAUUGAUUUGUCAUGGCAGCUAUCUCUCCAAGCAGUGUGGGAGAAAUUACUUCAUGAUGACAAUAAAGGUUCAAACAGCACGGAUUCUGGCAAGACUAGCCUAGUGUUUGAAUCACUGCCACUAGCAAUUGAGUGGCUAAGGAAAAAUGCCGUAGAGGAUCCAUCUACUUCUUAUCAGGUCCUGGUUACUGGCUCCCUGCAUCUCAUUGGCGAUGUACUGAGGUUGCUCAAGAAGUGA